Molecule: messenger RNA, 889 nt
Organism: Trifolium pratense (red clover)
Lineage: Eukaryota; Viridiplantae; Streptophyta; Magnoliopsida; Fabales; Fabaceae
Product: putative germin-like protein 2-1
Exons: 2
Coding region: 88-753 (221 amino acids)
Cellular component (GO): cell wall
Molecular function (GO): manganese ion binding
Source: RefSeq, a predicted model, not a curated record
UUGUGAAAUAUAUCUCAAACUUGCAUAAACAUAAUAUAGAAGCAAGCAAAAUACCCAAAUAGAAUUAAUUAUAUUGCCCUGAAAAAUAUGAAGACUACUUACUUGUUUAUCACAGCCUUCUUGGCCUUAGCAUCAUCAUGUGCCUUUGCCUUUGAUCCAAGCCCUCUACAAGACUUUUGUGUGGCAAUCAAUGAUACCAAGAAUGGUGUGUUUGUGAAUGGAAAAUUCUGCAAGGAUCCAAAGCUUGCUACAGCUGAUGAUUUCUUUUUCUCAGUGAAAGAAGGAAACACAUCAAAUUCAGUUGGUUCAAAAGUGACACCGAUUGGUGUUAAUGAGAUAUUAGGAUUAAACACUCUUGGUAUCUCUCUUGCUCGUGUUGACUUUGCGCGUAGGGGACUCAAUCCUCCACAUACUCACCCUAGAGCCACUGAGAUUCUUAUAGUUUUGGAGGGAACUUUGUAUGUUGGUUUUGUUACAUCUAAUCCACAAAACCGUCUCAUCACAAAAGUUCUCAACAAAGGAGAUGUCUUUGUGUUUCCAAUUGGUCUCAUUCACUUCCAAUUCAAUGUCGGAUAUGGAAAUGCAGUUGCCAUUGCCGGACUUAGCAGCCAGAAUCCCGGUGUCAUCACUAUUGCUAAUGCCGUAUUUGGAUCUAAUCCAAAAAUAUCUUUACAAGUUCUCUCUAAAGCUUUUCAAGUGGACAAUAAUGUAGUCAACAAUCUUCAAAAACAAUUCUGGUAUGACAACAACUAGAAGUUAGUUGUAUGUUUUGUCGACUAUGAAUUUAUCUAAUGUAACUAUAUUGAUCAUUGUAAUACUUAUAAUUAAAUAAAAAUACACACUUCAAUAAAAUGCAAGGAUUGAUAUAUGUUCCUUGCUCUUAUAUUCA